AUGUCCCCCAAGCACAGAGCGGCAUCGACCCCAAGAGCGGCAGGAGGGGGGCUGGUGGGGGAAAUACAGGGUGAGAACGCAAGUGUAUGGGGAGGAGAGGGGGAGAGCGGAGAGGGGGGAACAGGCGCAGUGAGUGGAGCAGAGGGAGCAGCAAGGGCAAUGAGUGGCAUGGACGGGGAAGGGGAGGUGGAGGGGGCAGAGGAUGAGGGGUCAGCGAGCAGGGCGUGCAUGGACGUGUGGGUGCAGCGCUACCUGCACUGGCCUCCCGUGCAACGCGCCAUCCAUGCCAUGCCCGCCGCUGCUGGUGGCCAGCCCCACCACUGGCUGCCCUGCAGCGCAUCACUGCAGUACGCCAGUGGGGACAUGGAGGUCUCGAUGCUGCCCGUGCUGCACCGCCUGCUAGCAGCCCAAGUGCCCCUCUGGAUCAUGUCCGGCGACACGGACUCAGUGGUACCGUUCACGGGCACGAGGCAGUGGGUGGCGGGGCUCAACCUGCCGCUGCUCGCCGCCCUCCACCCCUGGACGCUGCCCUCCACCCAGGUUGGGGGGUGGGUGACGCGGUACAAGGGCCUGACAUUUGUGACGGUGCGGGGGGCGGGCCACCAGAUCCCCACGGGGCGACCCGCUAACACGUUAACACACUAA
Molecule: messenger RNA, 645 nt
Organism: Closterium sp. Naga37s-1
Lineage: Eukaryota; Viridiplantae; Streptophyta; Zygnematophyceae; Desmidiales; Closteriaceae
Source: the annotation of a GenBank genome assembly